AUGAGGUUUGAGUAGAUUGAAGAUAGAGUCAAGCAGAGGUACAUCGACGAGUAAAAACUUCAAAUUAAUAAGCUCAAGAUCCUAGAGAUGAACUCAAAGACCAAAAUACUAGAGCCAUAAUCAGUUUAACGAGAUAAAAUAAAGGGUAAAUUUCAAUUAUGCUUGAGAGAAGAUCUAAGUAUGAGACUGAAGGUAGCUGCAUUCGCCUAAGAACCACUGAGCUUCCACAUACAUAAAAACAGGUAGAUGUUUCCAAAGCUCUAGGCUCAGGAGAGAUCUUUUAAUGAAAAACUUAGAGAGCAAAUGAAAGAGUUAGGCAUGCCUGAGGAGCAAUACACGAUAAGGAAUGGAAAAAUUACUUAUAAGGGGAAAAAAUCGCUAUUUUAAUUUAGAAAAAGGACUGAUCUCUUGAAUUUAGAGUAGAACAACAACACUAUGAACAACAAUAAGUCAAUAGAAUUUUUUACUCCUAGAGUAAUAGACAAUCCUUAAAAACAGAGUUCAACCAUGUAGCAAAUAUCUGAGGAGAUCCAUAAUAUCAAGUAGAAUUUGAAUUCAGUUAGUUCAAACUUUGAUAGCUUUGAUGUCUCCCCCUCACCUAGAAACCAAUAGUCUUAAAGAAAUCUUAGAAAUUUUAAGAUUAAAUUCAAUAAUGAUAAUUCUAUAUCUCCAACAAGAUCAUCUUUGUGUAUGCCUCGAUAAUCAGAUUCUACCAGGUUUAUCACUCAAAACAGGACAACAUUCAUUAAUAAAUCCCAAAGAUCUGCGAGAAAUGCUCAUCUCAGGCACAGCUAUGACAACUAAAUAUCCAGGCUAAUGAAUCAAAGUAAAGCUUGCCUUGAUAAUGGCUAAGAUGUGAUGAAAAGGUUCAAUGACACAACCAAGGAUAUCUCUGGUAAGAUAGACAGAGUAUUCUAGAUAUCGGGGUUCUUUCAAGAGAUUGAUAGUUCUGAUGUCAAGUCUAUAAAGCGACUUUACGAUUAUAAAAAAACUCAGAUAAAAGAGGAAUAGGAAGAGGCGGAUAAAUGUAUAUUUUCAUAUAAAACAGGAGAAAAUGACUAUAGUCGGAUGAAUGCCAAAAUUAUCAAUAGGACGUUCAAGAAAGUUAAGCCUAAAAUUAGCAAAGAUAAAUAAGGCGAUGAUGGUAAGAAGAAAAAUGAGCAAGGGCAAGGUUAGGAAUAGUAGUAGCAAGUAAGUAAAUGA
Stylonychia lemnae is the source of this 1203-nucleotide messenger RNA. Lineage: Eukaryota; Ciliophora; Spirotrichea; Sporadotrichida; Oxytrichidae. The record is from the annotation of a GenBank genome assembly.